AUGUCAACUGCACAGCCGCCAGAUACCCUCCCUCCCUCCACCAACCUUACUCCUACAAUCUUCCUCAACGAACCCACCGCCAGCACCCCCUCCCAAACAAUCCUCCUCGCCUUCUGGAUGAACGCCCCCGUCCGCACCUACACGAAAUACCUCGCCGACCGCGACUUCCUUCUCCCCACCUCCACGCCCGCCCUCCAGAAACGCCUCACCCCGGCCGUAGAAGUCCUCCGCGCAUCACCCACACCCGUGCACAUUCACCUCUUCUCGAACGGCGGCGUGUUCGCUGUAACGACGCUGCUGAGCGCGUACAAGGCGCGCGCGUGCGCCCCGCUGCCCGUUUCAGCGAUACUCAUCGACAGCGCGCCGGGCCGGGCCUCGAUCCGCGAGGGGCUGAGGGCGUUUUCGUUCGCGCUGCCGAGGACCUUUGUGCUGCGGGUUUUGGGGAAGGCGGUGCUGUGCGCGCUUUUUGUGGUCGUGUACACGGUCAAUUGGGUGCUCAGGAGGCCGGAUGCGAUUCAGAGGGGCCGGAUUGCGCUUAAUGAUUCGGAGCUGGUGGGUGGGGAUCCCGCGAGGUGUUAUCUUUAUUCGGAUGGGGAUGAGUUGGUUGGGUGGAGGGAUGUGGAGGAUCAUGCGGAUGAGGCGGAGGGGAGCGGGUUGAGGGUGCGGCGGGAGAAGUUUGUUGGGUCGCCGCAUGUGGCGCAUAUGAAGGCUGAUCCCGUAAGGUAUUGGGGAGUGGUGAGGGAGUAUCUUGGGAUUUAG
Penicillium chermesinum is the source of this 759-nucleotide messenger RNA. RefSeq lists its product as uncharacterized. The transcript has 2 exons. Bases 1 to 759 code for a protein of 252 amino acids. Lineage: Eukaryota; Fungi; Ascomycota; Eurotiomycetes; Eurotiales; Aspergillaceae. The record is from RefSeq and is a predicted model, not a curated record.